ACAAGUUCUACGUAAAAAAAAAUGCGCGCUUUCAACGCCAUUUUAACGGUUAUAUUAUUGCAAAUUUAUCAGCAUUCGUUGUGCGCCAACCCGAUACAGGGUCUUUUCGAUCCGAAAUGUUUUGUCGCGAAAAGUGAGUGUCCCAAUGAGAAUGUCACCUUCUGGUUGUACACAAACGCAACGUCAAAUACACCCGUGCAACUAGAUCCGCUCAAACUACAAAAAACCGAUUUUCCCGUGCGUCGACCCGUCAAAAUACUCAUACACGGCUAUACAGGACAUCGUGACUUUGCGCCGAACACCUUUAUAAGACCGAUGCUGCUGCAGCAUGAAGAUGUCUAUGUCAUCUCACCCGAUUAUGGACCGCUGGUGCGCGAACCUUGCUACACGUCGGCUGUGCAAAAUCUACCCUUGGCUGCGCGUUGUCUAGCGCAAUUGCUCAACAAUCUGAUCGAUCAGGAUAUCGUGCAAAAUGAAGACUUACAUGUGAUUGGUUUUAGUCUGGGUGCACAAGUGGCUGGUCAAACGGCGAAUUAUGUGAAAAAGAAAUUGCUACGCAUAACUGGACUGGAUCCUGCAAAGCCUCUGUUCAUCACCGCUGGCAAUGAGCGCAAGUUGAGUAAAGAUGAUGCGGAUUUUGUGGACGUCAUACAUACUGAUGUGCUGGGGCGUGGUAUGAUGCAUCCGAUGGGUCAUGUUGACUUUUAUCCGAAUUUCGGUUAUAUACAACCCGGUUGUGAUGUGGAGGCAGAACCCGGCAGCUGUAAUCACGAACGUGCACCUCGUUUCUACGCCGAAUCAAUCAAUCCGAAACAGGAAUUCUGGAGCAGCCGUUGUACGAAUUGGCUGUAUUUCGUGUUAAACAUAUGUGGCGUGGACUCGAAUGAUGCGAGAAUGGGCUAUCAUGUUGAUGAAAGCCUCACAGGCAUAUACUUUCUCAAAACCUCGAACUCUACACCGUUUGCGCUCGGUCGCAUCAAAGAUAAACUGCCAGGACUGCAGCCGAAUUGGCGCGCAAACUACGAACUCGAUAUGCUGAACGAAAAGGCUUGCGAUCAGCUGCUGAUGUGUCGCUUUCUACGCUACGGCGCCGAAUAUGGUAUGGAUGCAGACGUACCGCCCGAUUUUAGCUGAAUGCGACAAGUAUUUUUCUCGAGCAGUAGCAUAAAGUAGUGUACUUGUAUUUAACGAGCAAAUAAUUAUUUUUGCCUAAAAUAAUUUUAUAUGCCUUAGUUUAAGCCGCCUGCACUUGUGUAAAUAUUUAUAAAAAUUAGCUAUUUAAACA
Messenger RNA from Bactrocera oleae (olive fruit fly), 1285 nucleotides. Its product is annotated as endothelial lipase. Lineage: Eukaryota; Metazoa; Arthropoda; Insecta; Diptera; Tephritidae. Gene Ontology annotation, biological process: lipid catabolic process. Gene Ontology annotation, molecular function: lipase activity. The record is from RefSeq and is a predicted model, not a curated record.